Yamadazyma jaroonii is the source of this 708-nucleotide messenger RNA. NCBI's taxonomy places the organism in Eukaryota, Fungi, Ascomycota, Pichiomycetes, Serinales, Debaryomycetaceae. The record is from the annotation of a GenBank genome assembly.
AUGUUAAUGAAAACAGCCUUAUUAUUGAUCUUAAUUCAAUCUGUUAUUGCUUUCCCAAUUAACCUUCCCAUUUUCGGAGUGAAAAGUUUAGUUCAAGGCUCAGAUGGUGUUAUAUUAUCAGAAUCAGAUCACGUUCCCGGUGAGAUAGAGUCCGCUUCAAUCGCUAGAACUCUCGUCUUCAGGGAGUCUAUGGUGAAUGUUAACACUUUCAAAAUUGUCAAGAAAGGCGAGAAAUCUGUGAAAGUACCUGUUUCCUCGAUGGAGUAUUAUGUCGAUUGUGAUAACGAUGGUGACUUCUACUGGUUAGUCGUUGAUAUCGGUUCCAGUUAUCAAAACAUAUUACAUGGUUCUGAGUACUCAUUCACCCUUAGAGUCGGUGAUCAUCCGGUUAACGAGGAAGUAAACCCUGAAUACCCAGGUGGAAUGUCCACUUCACCAGCUGGGUCCCCUAGAAUCAAUAUUCAAGGAAAAUUAGAAGAUGUUUCAUUUGAAACGAAGAAAGAACAACUCAAAUUAGAACAAUGUUUCCUCAAUAGACAUCCAGAUGCAAAGUAUUGGAUUCCUGGAAAGUCACAAUCCCACAACUCCCACUGGAUGAAAUUGAAAGUUGAGGAUAUAUAUUUCAUUGGUGGUUUUGGUGAUAGGGCAUAUAUAGGCCCAAUUGAUAGUGGCAUCUACCACUCCGUCACUUCACUAGAUGACCAUUAA